AAAAGCCACCAAGCCUUGGGAGAAGCCGUCUUUGCCGUGCUUGUGUGGUUUCCGUGGUUUCUGUGGUUCUGUGCUGCGCACCUCUCGCCGCAAAAAAGGCCCAGAAGUGCGGGCGACGACGCUAUGUGCGACGCACUACGGCUCUCCCGUUCCGAGCUGGGGGAACUGGCUGGGGGCCUUUUUGGGCUGGGGGCGUACGGAGAAGUAACUCGUAACUGGGGCGUACCAAACAAGGGCUGCUCAGCGCUGUCUCUCCGUCUUCCAAGGACCCCCAGCGUUCCCCCCCCCCUCUCCCCACCGAAAAAUCUCCUCUGGGCCGCCGCCGCCACCUACGCUGUUGAGUUCGGCGGUACUACGACGCAACUACGUAGGACCUUCUGCACAUUUGUCGGGCUGGUGCAGCGACCUUACAGCACUAAUCACACCCGUGGACUGCGCUGCAUCCGCUCCGCUCUGCGCUAUUCUGUUCUGGCCGGCGGCUGCAAGCUAGCAUCAUUCCUUCCCUUUCCUUCCCAUGGCCACAGCCACAGCCACUCAACUCUACCUACUCAACUCUACUCUAUUCUGCUCUACUACUCUGCUCCCACUCGGCCACCUGGUUUCUCGAAUACAACUCAACUCCCACUUUUGCCCGCUGCCACUCACUCUGCCGCUCUGCCGCUCUGCCGUCCGCCAACCCCGACUCUGCGGGAAACACACACACACAUACGACACUACGGCGUCUUGCCCCCCCAGCCUGGAUGACACGAGCAGUCCAACUGACAACGUCCACCUCCACUGCCGAAUCCCGAUCCCAGGUCCCAGAUCCCACUCACGUCCAGUCCGCUUCUGUCGAUCCACGCAU
Messenger RNA from Ilyonectria robusta, 844 nucleotides. RefSeq lists its product as uncharacterized. The record is from RefSeq and is a predicted model, not a curated record. Bases 124 to 744 code for a protein of 206 amino acids. Lineage: Eukaryota; Fungi; Ascomycota; Sordariomycetes; Hypocreales; Nectriaceae. The transcript has a single exon.